AUUUUUGAUUCAAUUGUGAACAAUCUCAUUAAGAAAGGUUUAUCAUCAUGUUCUUCUAUUGCCAGGCAAGCAAGGCAAGGUUUGGAAAUAUUUUUCGCCUCGCCGCUUUAAUCUUCAUGGCUACGUCAUAGGAACAUCUUAAUUUACUAUAUGUAACUUAAUUACUAUAGCAUUAGAAGUAAAGGGGAAAACCUAAAAUACCUUUCUUGCCAUUUAAUUUAAUUUUCAAUUCUGGCAAUCAUAUAUGGGCAUACUACACCUUUAAUGGAAUCUGUGUAGGACAAACUGACAUAACAUGUCAAUAGAAAAAGAUAUAACUGCCUUGAUAGUACAGAGGACUGAGUGAAAAUGGCAGAAAUAAACUAUGCAGUAGGUGGAAUUUUUGAUGAUAUAGCUGUCACUAAAGGAACACCUACAAUCAUAAAGGAUGAUCUGGGAGAACCAUUCCCUGUACACAAAGUAGAUGGAUAUAACUAUCCACAGUUUAUUAGACCAACGAUCCAUGAUUACAUGAAAGAUUUUGAAGUCAGGGCUGAUGACAUAUGGUUCUUUUCAUAUCCAAGGUCUGGGCAGCAUUGGAUAUGGAAUAUAGUAUACAGGCUGACACAUGACCUACAAGAGGCCCCUAAGGGUAUGGAAGAGUUCUGUAUGCCUGAUUUGGAGACACAGAAUGUCAUAGGUUCAGUGCCUUCUCCCAGAAUUAUCAGAACACACCAACUACCAAGUUCAAUUCCAAAGACAGUAUGGGACAAGUGCAAGGUGAUCAACCUUGUGCGUCACCCCAAAGAUGCAGCAUAUAGCUCAUACAAGCAUCAUUUAGCAUCAAUUAUUUAUGGCUACAACGGAACAUGGGAAGGUUAUUUGCCUAAUUGGCUUAAAGGAGAAGUGGCAUGGAAUGAUUGGUUCAAGCAUGUACAAGAAUACAAGAAACUAGCAGAAAAUGUAGAUAUGCUGUUCCUCACUUAUGAAGAAACCAAAAAUGAUACACUUGGUACCAUAAAGAAGAUAGCUGACUAUAUAGGUGUAAGCUGGAGUGAAGAAGACUAUAAGAAAAUCAUUGAUGAAACAAAGAUUGAUGUCAUGCAGUCUCGCAAUAAAGAAUAUGAUGCCUAUGCGAGAGAUGGAAGAGGGGCAGAUGUAAUGUACAGAAAAGGGGUAGUUGGUGCAUGGAAAGAACACUUUACCGUGGCACAGAAUGAGCUUUUAAUAAAGUCUACAAGGAAAGAAUGA
Messenger RNA from Owenia fusiformis, 1230 nucleotides. Lineage: Eukaryota; Metazoa; Annelida; Polychaeta; Sabellida; Oweniidae. The record is from the annotation of a GenBank genome assembly.